Messenger RNA from Volvox carteri f. nagariensis, 750 nucleotides. RefSeq lists its product as uncharacterized. The transcript has 3 exons. NCBI's taxonomy places the organism in Eukaryota, Viridiplantae, Chlorophyta, Chlorophyceae, Chlamydomonadales, Volvocaceae. The annotation marks the transcript as partial. The record is from RefSeq and is a predicted model, not a curated record.
UGCCGUGAGGCGCGCUCCGAUGCCCAGCGCCAAGGCGAGGGCGUCAAGCGGCUCCGCAUGUUGCUGGCUCAGGCCAAGGCCCUACUCAAGGAGCAGGGGGUGCCGUUCAUGGAGGAUGACCCGGGUCUGGAUCUGCUAGCAGCUGCUGAUGAUGAUGAUGAUGCAUUUCCACGUCUUUUUCCCCCCUCCCUGCCCUUCGUGCACCUCUUUGCACAACCACAUUCAGAGUCCGAUGCCCCGCUGUUCAAGGCGCUAGACGCCCGAGAGCGGGAGAAGGAGACGCAGCGGCUUCAGUCUGAGGUUAUGGACCUCGCCGCACAACUGGCGGCCGCAAAUAAGGAGAUCAAAAAGAUGCGCAAGGCGGCGACGGCGGCGGCGGAUGCGGCGGUGGCGGCAGAGCGGGAGCAGCGGCUGCAGUUGGCGUCGACGAUUGAGGGCCUGGCGGCGGAAGCGGAGGCCGCCAAGGACGCGGCACGUACGGCACAACGGCAGUUGCAAGAAGCCAAGCACGAGGCGGGCGACUUACGACGCCAAAUUGCGGAGCUUAACGACAAGCUCACGCGGGCGAAGCUGGAUGGGGAAUAUNUGCGUGCAAGGGCGGCAGCAGGCAAGAUGAAACCCAAGCUGAGCCACGCCCGCGCCCUCAGCAUUAGCAUCAGUGCUUCUGCGCCAAUUGUGGGCAUCGUAGGCGCGCUGGCGCAGUCGAAUGCUCGAUGGACCCUGGGGGCCGAGCUGAGCGGUGGGGAUUGA